Molecule: messenger RNA, 3645 nt
Organism: Mycosarcoma maydis (corn smut)
Lineage: Eukaryota; Fungi; Basidiomycota; Ustilaginomycetes; Ustilaginales
Exons: 1
Coding region: 1-3645 (1214 amino acids)
Molecular function (GO): protein heterodimerization activity
Source: RefSeq, a predicted model, not a curated record
AUGCUUGUCUCUGCUGCCAACGACUCGAACAGCGCUUCUCAGCUCAACAAUGUCCCCUCGCUCAUCAGCGCUCGCUCUGCCAACUCGCUCAUCUCGGAAAAUCGUCCGACUCGCAUUCAAGCAGAGACACUCCUCGUCCUAAAUGGCUUGCUCGACGAACUCCUCCUCACCAUCCUCACCGCCGCCAAAAGCUUGGCUACUGAUCGCAUCAAGUCGGAUGGUAUGCUCAGAGUCUUUAGCAACAACUUGCUCGCCAAAGAUGCCGUCCUCGAGGCCGAACUCGAGCUUCGCAGCUAUCUUGAAGCCAGGCGUGCAGAAGGCGCAAAGGUACCCCUCGGCCUCAUGGCCACCUCUCGUCUCGACGGCACCGACAACUUCCCCGUUGAGAGCGCUUACAAGGCGCUCAGGAUUCGCUGUCAGUACUACUCCACCCUCGGUGACUCAAAUGACGAGAGCGCCGCCAGAGACCAAAACAUCAUGAGCCCCGAUGGACGCCCCAUCGCCACUGUUACACCAGCCGCUGCUAUCUACGUCACCGCCUUGCUCGAAUACGUCGGCGUUCACCUCCUCCAGAAUGUCGCGCGUGUCAUCGAGCGCGACAACUCGGACGAGGCCAGUCUCUUUGACCUUCGCGCUGCCAUCAUUGAGGACGAGCAGCUCAAUCCGCUCUUCAACAAGAUGGCUAUCCGACAAGAACUCGUUCGACGCAUCGAUCUCGUCGAGUCUCGUCAGCGCAAGGGCACCGAAGACGGAGCCGGUCGUAGGAUUGUCAAGCCCUGGCACGUGCCAGACGAGCACGACUUUGACGAGGCGGCGGGCCCCACCCUCUUUUCGUCCAAGCGUGCCUCGAUGCAACAGUUUCAACACAACAGCAACGGCCCUACCUCGACAUCGUCGUCCUCGCGCUACGCCCAUGCACCAUCCAACAGCCUCGGCAGCACCUCUACACUUCGCACAUCAUCCUCGAUAGCUCACAAUUCCUCGGAACUUUUGUCAGGCGUCGGUAGCACCGCCAAGCAGAAUGCGAUACGUGCCUCGGCUAGCCUCACCAACGCCUCGGACGCUAGUAACACAGCCAGUCUCGCACAUCGACAGAGCUCGGAUCGUAGCUGGUCUGGCGUCUUUGGAGGUAUAAAGCGUCGCAACAGCUUCAAACAAGCCUCCGACACCGCACCCGCCCGUCUGAUGCUACCUACAGAUCCCAAUGCUGCUGCCAAUGCCGAAUCAGCUUUGGACGCCGACAACGACUUUGAAGCUCUCAUGCUCUCCGGACAGACCAUGAAGGUCUCGCUCACGCCCAAUCGUCUUCACACCAUCGAGGUUUCCAACAAAGGCGCCGACACCGGCGCCGACGUCAACGUUGCCUCUCUUCGUCGGCGUCCUGGCACCCCAGGUCCGCGCGACGAAGUUUCCUUUGGAACAGGUGCUUUUGCACGCGGUGCUACUUCCAUGUCCACCCAGACCUCACAGACGUCGACGCCAGCAGAUGCACUUUCCGUCGGCGCUGUAGGCACUCUCGAGAGGGUGUCAACGGGCAGCGCACCUAGCUCGGAGGCCAGCGUCCCUCGACCAAGCUCCCGUGCGUCUCUGCAGACGGCGAUGCGGCCCGAACGCAGAGCAGCCGCUCCUCCACCGUCAUCGUAUCGAAGUCCUUCUCCCAUGAUGGGCAAGAACAAUGUGACUACACGCGAAAUAGCCGAAGAAGAUGGUGUCAUAUCCAGCACCUCGCCUCUAAUCUCUCCACCUACCGCAUCGUUUCGACGCAGCACGCCACGUUUGCAGCCUCGCGACGACGAGGCGGAACGCAGCUCAUCGGCACAAAAGGACCUCAUGGAUCUGUUCAGAUCGACGCCACCUUCCUCGACAUCAGAGAGGUUUGGCCACUUUGGCUCCGACACUUCUUCCUUAACAGACGGAGCUCCCAAAAGGUCGGCAAUGGGCGAACGCGUGCGCACCUUGUUCGGCCGCAAGACAGCCAGCAGCAACGGCCACGGCUCGCCUUCCUCGCCUCGACACAAGGCUCUCCGCAGCGAGUAUCAGCGCUCGGACCCGAAAGCAAGCUUGGAAGGAUCACAAGACACGUUUAUCACCAGCAGCACCACCAACUCGAUUGAACAGACACGCUCGCUUAUUUCACCUAACGAAGUGCCCUUUAACCGCAAUACAGCAUCGCGUUCGUCGACGUCGACAUCGGAGCAUGCCGCAGUGGUUGGUGCUGACACGAUCACGGAAGCCAAACCCACACCGGAUGUCGCUGUGGUCGAGCCAGAACGUGCGCCCGUCCGUGCAUCCAUCGGAUUGGGCGUUGGUCUGGUAACGCUUGCAGGCGCAGCUGGAGCUGGAGCUGGAGCUGCAGUUGGAGUUGGAGCAGUGGCUGCGUCUCGGAAUGCAAGCAAUGGCUCGAGAUCUACGAGCUAUGGAAGCCAGACGCACGGCAUGGCCGAAGCCGCGGCUCAGGAAGAAUCGCCAGCGGAUGACGCAUCGACAACGUCCAAGUCGUCCAAGGCGGCAGAGGAACUGGUUAGUCGCAAGGUUCCUUGGGGAUACAAGCGCAACUCGACAAGCGUAAACGCGGUGAUCGAACGUAACGGCACACCCACUUCGGAUCGACGUCGAAGCGUCGGCUACACGAGUUCAACUGGACACGGCGUGUUGGCCCUGCUCGGUCAGGCUGGCGCUCCCUCUUCUGACGUCGGACAUCACUCUGUCGGACAUCACUCCGUGGGGGGAGUAGCAGCGGUCUCGCCUACCACCGCCACCGGCACCACUACUGCCGUGAUUGCCACCGCUGACGAAGGAUGCUCGUCUCGCACUACUUGGCCGGCGCGAGGCAGCGCCGCGCCUACGGCUUGGACAGGUGGCGUUGCAGCGUCGGGAUCACAGAGCCUGUCGCGAAGAGGAUCCUUUGCUAAUCGUCCCUCUUCAGCCAACGCGUCACGUCGACCGAGCACGAGUCUCGAGACGAUCCAAGUGCUGGCCGAGUUAGAGAAAGCGAUGCGCAACUGCCACAACGUUGACGAAUGUCGAGCUCUGGUGCAGAAAGCGAUGCGCUCUGAUGGGCUACCUCUUUCGCCUUCUGGCUCUCGUGGAACGGGCGUUGCAGAGGAGAGUGCGGCUCGAGACGAGGUCAAGGCAGAGGCCUGGUCUGGCGAUGCAGUUGAGACGGUUGAGGCUGCUGCAGCGCGUGAAACGAUUCGAGGCAAAGCAAGCACGAUAGCGACAAGUAAGGCGCCUGCUGCGACCAACGGACACGCUCCCGCCGACGAUCCGAGAACCAAAGUGGAAGCUGUGCAUGGUACCAUGUCGGUGGAGCAGAGCAGCUCGUUGGAGACUGUAGAGCAGGGACUGGUGGUGGCAUGGUUGCUCGGUGGAGACGACAGCCCCACAUCAACACACGCUGUCAGACAUGAGAAAGAGGAGCACGCGAUGAAAGCGGAACAGAGAGAGCACGUUGGAAAGGUGGUAUCUGCAUUGGUCGAUGAUGAUGUUUCAGACGAGAAAGUGGACAGGGCGGCGGCCAUACAGCGUGGAUGUUCAAUCGACUUGAACGUUUCGCGCGACAAUGUCGAGCACCGCGCAUCGAGCAGUGUGGUGUCCUUGCAAUCGAACUACAAGGAUGCGCAGGACGAAUUGUCGGUCGAGUAG